UCAUGGUCCACACCGUGUCACUGACCGGAUCAGCACGCGCUCCUGCUGCGCGAGCUUUAAACCCUCCGGAGAGAACACAAGCCUGAAACAAAGGUCAGACUCUUCACCCAGGAGGUCCAGGUCAGACUCUUCACCCAGGAGGUCCAGAGUAAACCAGGCUGAAUUUGAAAUUGCUCUGAUUCUGUGACUCAUGUCACGCCCAGGUCCAGGUCCAGGUCUGGAUCUUGAGUCAAUCAGAGCUGCAGUCUGAAUCGAUGGGUCGCUCUCGAUCGGGUAGUCCAGCUCAAAGUCACUCGUCCUCUGGUGGUCCUCCUGCAGACGUCUGAAGCAGCAGCUCUGACUGAGCAGAGAAACUUCAGCUGCACACAAGAAGAAGAAGAAGGAGGAGGAGAAGGAAAUGGCUGACUCGACCAGCAGUUGCUCUGACUCUUCAUCAUCAUCAUCGUCAUCACUCAGAGAAUUCACUCAUUCAGUCUCACAGCUCAUCCAAUGGAAAGAACCCAAGAAGACAGCGGCGGUGUUUGGCUUGUCAUUACUGGUUCUUGUCUCAGUGGCAACACUGUCUGUCAUCAGUGUGGUGUCCUACCUGCUGCUCACCUGUCUCUGUGUCACCAUCACUUUCAGGGUUUAUAAAUCAGUGAUCCAGGCUGUCCAGAAAUCAGACGAAGGUCAUCCAUUCAGGUCUCUGUUGGAGAGGGACAUCUCUGUGUCAUCAGAGUCCGUUCGGUUGCUGGCUGAUCGGGCUCUGGUCCACCUGAACUUGUUCAGCAGUCAGACCAGGAGGCUGCUGCUGGUCGAAGACCUGGUGGACUCUCUAAAGCUGGCUGCAGUCAUGUGGAUGAUGACGUACAUUGGCUCUGUCUUUAAUGGUGUCACUAUCCUGAUCCUUGCUGACAUCAUUCUCUUCAGCGCACCACUGAUCUACCAGAAGAAAAAGACACAGAUCGAUCGGUAUAUCGAGUUGGUGCGGUCCAAAGUGGAGGAGUCGCUGCACAAAUUUCAGGACCGUUUACCGGGAGCUGUGAAGAGAACCAAAGCUGAGUGACCACAUGACCUGCCGUCCCCUCUUCUUCUAAUUGGUCCGUUUGUCAGUCACUCGCCUAAUGAAUUUAUUCUGUUGUAAUAAA
Molecule: messenger RNA, 1127 nt
Organism: Larimichthys crocea (large yellow croaker)
Lineage: Eukaryota; Metazoa; Chordata; Actinopteri; Sciaenidae
Product: reticulon-3-like
Exons: 13
Coding region: 398-1045 (215 amino acids)
Biological process (GO): neuron differentiation; endoplasmic reticulum tubular network formation; brain development
Cellular component (GO): endoplasmic reticulum membrane; postsynaptic density; neuron projection
Source: RefSeq, a predicted model, not a curated record